Messenger RNA from Cladophialophora yegresii CBS 114405, 1860 nucleotides. Its product is annotated as glucose 1-dehydrogenase. Gene Ontology annotation, biological process: carbohydrate metabolic process. Gene Ontology annotation, molecular function: hydrolase activity, acting on carbon-nitrogen (but not peptide) bonds. NCBI's taxonomy places the organism in Eukaryota, Fungi, Ascomycota, Eurotiomycetes, Chaetothyriales, Herpotrichiellaceae. The record is from RefSeq and is a predicted model, not a curated record. The coding region runs from base 1 to 1860 and encodes 619 amino acids. The transcript is spliced from 6 exons.
AUGUCGUUCCUUGGGCUCGAAGGCUUGCAUGUCUUCAUUACCGGCGCGGCCGGUGGUAUUGCAACAGCUGCAGUGAAGGAGUUUCUUGCUGCCGGGUGUCGCGUUACAGCUUUUGACCGUAGACGGGUUGAAGAUUCCAAGCUGUGCUCGACCCCGGAUCAGUCGUCAAGGCUUUUCAUUUCACAAGGCGAUCUGACCUCGGAAGCGUCUGUUGCCGAAGCCUUCAAGGCAGCCACCAACCAUUUUGGGCCCUUGAACAUCCUGAUUGCCAAUGCGGGCAUCACGGAUGAGAGCUCACAUCCGCCAAUAUGGGAGAUUGAGGAGAGUCUUUGGGACAAGGUCAAUACAAACAAUGUCAAGGGGACAUUCCUGACCGUUAAGCACUUCUUAUUAUCCGUCAGAAGAUCCCAAGAAUCUCAGAACAGGGAGCUUGACAACGUUGCUAUCGUCAUCACGGGCUCCGAGACUGGCAAGUUUGGGCAGGAAGGACAUGCAGAAUAUGCAUCCGGCAAGGCUGGCCUCCAGUAUGGUCUCGUCCGCACUGUGAAGAAUGAAAUCGUGCGGCUGAAUUCGAAAGCCCGAAUCAAUGCAGUGGCUCCUGGAUGGGUCAACACAGCUCUCAUUGGUGACCGCCUGGAUGAUCCAUACGAGAUGUGGGCGGAGUGCCAGUCCACCGUAGCGCUGAAGAAGAUUGCACAGCCUGAAGAUGUCGCUCGUGCAAUGGCAUUCUUGGCCAGUCAUCGCGCUGCUGGCCACAUAUCUGGGGAGUGUAUCUCUGUUGACGGCGGAAUGGAAGGUCGACUGAUCUGGCGUCAAGACCAGGCACUGAAGUCGGGGGAGAAACAGGCUCCGCUGCAAAGUGUAACAAUUCCUGCAUCGUUGCAUCCGCCGGCAAGGAAGCGGCGGUUACGCAUAUGUCUCUCUGUCGACUUCGACGCGAUAUCAGGGUACCUGGGAACUGGUCAUGAUCCGAACAAUACCCUAUCGGAUUAUUCGGCAGGUAUCUUCAGCGCGAAUGUGGGCGUGGGCAGGUUGCUGCACCUCUUUAAGAAGCACGGCAUCUCUGACAAGCUUACCUGGUUUGUGCCCGGUCACAGCUUGGAGACAUUCCCGAUGCAGGCAAAGGAAAUUGUGGAAAGCGGAGCAGAAAUUGGUCUUCAUGGCUACAGCCACGAAGGAGCAUAUGCCAUGACGGUCGAGCAAGAAAAAGACGUUCUUCAGAAGUGCAUAGGCCUCGUCACACAGCUGAGACAAGGUAAGAAGCCGGUAGGAUACCGGGCACCGCUGUACCAGAUCCGGGAGACGACAGUGCAACUCCUCCAAGACCACGGCUUUCUUUACGACAGCAGCAUGAACGCGCAUGACUCUUUACCUUACUUCCUGGUGAACCCGUUUCCGCAGGAACCCCCGCAUGUGCCCGAUUACAAGAAGGACGCCAAAAGCUGGAUGGUCCCAACACCAAUCUUCGAGCAACCGCAGCCUGGUACGGCCGAAGCUGACAAGGCGUUGGUGGAGAUCCCAGGCAGCUGGUACACCGAGGAUAUGACGCCUCUCGGAUUUUACCCCUAUGCCGCCAACACACAAGGCUACGUCGGCGUCGAUCUUGUUGAGAAGAUGUGGUGGGAUCGAUUUGACUGGCUCUGGGAGAAUGAAAGCUGGUUGGACGAGGGGCCUGGAAAAGGCUAUGGCUCCGUGUAUCCGAUGAUUUGGCACCCAGAGAGCGCAGGCCGGGCCCACAUUGUCGGCAUGAUUGACCGCUUCAUUGCAAAGUUGGUAGCCCGGAAGAACGCAGCGGAAGACGGCGAAAUUACGUUUGAGACGUUCGAGACGAUUGCGAAUGGCUGGAAGCACAGGAGAUGA